This is a messenger RNA of Olea europaea var. sylvestris, 2127 nucleotides long. Its product is annotated as 4-coumarate--CoA ligase-like 1. NCBI's taxonomy places the organism in Eukaryota, Viridiplantae, Streptophyta, Magnoliopsida, Lamiales, Oleaceae. Gene Ontology annotation, biological process: fatty-acyl-CoA biosynthetic process. The transcript has 6 exons. Gene Ontology annotation, molecular function: long-chain fatty acid-CoA ligase activity. The record is from RefSeq and is a predicted model, not a curated record. The coding region runs from base 263 to 1894 and encodes 543 amino acids.
CGGGACGGUGAGGUCCUCAAGUUUAUGGUUCAACCUUUUUUUUCAAUAACUAACAAAAGUACAAAACAAUGUGAACUACCCAACCCCUACCCCACACUGCAACAUGACUCAACAAAUUUUCACCUCUGUCAAAGCCCAUCAAAAGUUCACCUCUGCCUUCCACCUAAAUCUUACCAAUCUCUGUCCAUGUUUUUACCAUGAUAAUCCCAUCUCCUAUAAAGCUUAGGUAAAUCAAUAUUUAUUCAAUUUAUUUAGUCGAACCAUGGAAAGUGGGGCUCAAAGCAUCAUGCAAGAUGAAAUAAUUUUCCGCAGCAACUAUCCUCCUGUUCAAGUUCCUGAAGAUCUAACACUGCCAGAAUUUGUGCUUUCAAAUGCAGAGCCAUAUCUAGAUAAGGUGGCAUUUGUCGAUGAACUAACUGGGAAAGAAUAUAAUUAUGGAGAAGUAACUAGAGAUGUGAAGAGGUUCGCUAAUGCCUUGAGAUCACUUGGGCUGAGGAAAGGACGCGUCGUGGUGGUUGUACUCCCAAAUGUUGCUGAAUAUGCUAUCAUUGCACUCGGAAUCAUGGCUGCCUGUGGUGUAUUUUCAGGUGCAAAUCCGAAUGCACAUUCAUCAGAAAUCAAGAAACAAGUUGAGACUGCAGAUGCAAAGAUAAUUGUCACCGAUGGAUCAACCUAUGACAAGGUUAAAGAUUUGGGACUGCCAGUUAUAAUACAAGGCGAUGAUCGCAUAGAGGGAACUAUAUAUUGGGAUGAACUGCUAGAAGCUGCAGAUAGAGCAAAUACUGGUAUCAUCGAAGAAAAAGUGCAUCAAAAUGAUCUGUGCGCUCUACCAUUUUCAUCAGGCACGACUGGCCUAUCCAAGGGUGUUAUGCUAACUCACAGGAACUUAGUGGCCAAUCUCUGUUCUUCGCUCUUCAGUGUAGGUCCAGAAUUAAUAGGACAGGUUACUAUACUUGGUCUAAUACCAUUUUUUCACAUCUACGGACUUACUGGAAUAUGUUGUGCUACUAUUAGAAACAAGGGGAAAGUGGUGGUGAUGCGGAGAUAUGAACUUCGGGCAUUUGUGAGCGCAUUGAUCACGCACCAGAUCACAUUUGCACCAAUUGUCCCACCCAUCAUUUUGGUUUUGGUUAAGAACCCCAUAGUCGAUGAAUUUGAUCUUCGUAAACUCAAGCUCAGGUCUGUCAUGACGGCAGCAGCUCCGCUUGCUCCUGAAAUCCUUACAGAAUUUGAGAAAAAAUUUCCAGGCGUUCAGGUACAAGAGGCAUACGGAAUGACAGAGCACAGCUGCAUUACACUAACACAUGGCAAUCCAAAUAAAGGCCAUGGAAUUGCAAAGAGAAACUCAGUAGGAUUUAUACUUCCAAAUCUGGAAGUGAAAUUUAUCGAUCCUGAGAUGGGUCGGUCUCUUCCCAAGAACAGCCCAGGUGAAAUCUGUGUUAGAAGUCAGUGUGUGAUGAAAGGUUACUAUAAGAAUGAUUAUGAGACUGCUCUCACUAUAGACAAAGAAGGGUGGCUCCACACGGGGGACAUUGGCUACAUUGAUGAUGAUGGAGAUGUUUUUCUUGUGGAUCGCAUCAAAGAAUUGAUCAAAUAUAAAGGAUUCCAGGUUGCUCCAGCUGAAUUAGAGGCAAUCCUUCUAUCUCACCAUUCAGUUGAAGACGCGGCUGUCGUAGGGUUACCAGACAAAGAAGCAGGGGAAAUACCAGCAGCAUGCGUCGUCAUAAGCUCGAAAGAAAAAGAAAGUGAAGAAGAUAUUAUGAACUUCGUAGCAUCUAAUGUCGCCACCUAUAAAAGAAUUAGAAUGCUACAAUUUGUGGACACUAUUCCAAAAUCACCUUCUGGGAAGAUAAUGAGAAGAGUUGUGAAAGAAAAUAUGGUGAAAAAUCUGUAGAAAAUCUCUAAGGUUUCAAGAAAUGUGAUCUGAAUUAUCUUGAGUGACUGGUGACUGAAAGAUUUGUCAGUUCAAUAAUGAUGGAAACAAUUAGUUUUAUCUAUGAAUAAGUUUUAUAGGUACUUUAGUGUGAAACUGUGAGAAAGUUCACCACAUUUCUUUGUUUCCUAGGAGCACAAGCUCACAACAAUGAUUUGGAAAAUGCAGAUCCCAAUAUUAUAUAUAUUUCAAGA